GCCGGCUCCGAGGGUUUGGUGGACUACCCCAGCCUGGAGUUCGAGUAUGGAGACACCGACAGCUACACGGCUGAGCUAUCAGAACUGUACAGCUACACGGAGGAGCCCGAGUUUGUCGCCAACAGGAGGUGCUUUGAAGAGGAUUUUCAAACUCAAGUGCAGGGGAAGAGAUGGCCAGACCUGGACACGGCACAGCAGAAGGCCUAUGUGAUGCGGCUGUUGGAUGGGCUGGAGGUGGUGAACAGGGACAAGCGGCUGAAAGUAGCCCGGGCCAUUCUUUAUUUGGCACAAGGUGUGUUUGGAGAGUGCGAUAAUGAGCUGGACGUCCUGCACUGGUCUCGGCACAACAACUUCCUGCUGUACCACAUGGGCAUAUUCACGGCCUUCCUGGAGCUGCUGAACAUGGAGAUAGAUAACAGCCAGGCCUGCAGCAGCGCCCUGCGGAAACCGGCCAUCUCCUUGGCAGAUAGCACGGAGCUCAGAGUGCUGCUCAGCGUCAUGUACCUGAUGAUCGAGAACAUCCGCGUGGAGCUGGAGACGGACUCACCCGAGUGGAAAACGUCCCGAGAGGCGUUCAAAACGGAGCUGAGUUUUCCUGUGCACAGUGAAGAACCGUUUGCUCUCCUGCUUUUCACCAUGGUGAUCAAGUUCUGCAGCGGGCAUGCUCCGCACUUCCCCAUGAAGAAAGUCCUGCUCUUGCUUUGGAAGGUGCUGCUGUUCACCCUGGGUGGAUUUGAAGCUCUCCAGGUGAUGAAGAUGAAGAAGCGGGAGGACCUGUGCUUGCCCCCUCUGCCGGAGGACAGCAUCCAAGUGAUGCGCAGCAUGCGGGCUGCCUCGCCUCCCACCUGCUCCAUCGAACUCAUCGAACAGCAGCAGCAGAAGCGUGGCCACCGGAGCAGGCGGCCCCUCAUGAAACAAGACAGCUUGGACAUCUACAACGAGAGGGACCCGUUCAAGAACGAUGAGGCCGGAGUGGAUGAAGAAGAAAACGAUGAUGUGGACAGUGGGAUCGAGGGCGAGCUGGACCUGAUGGAGCGGGAUGCGAUCAUCCAGGCUUUGCCAGCUCAGCGCCCACCCAUUGAGCGGGUGUGUUUCCCCAAAGGACUUCCGUGGGCACCCAAAGUCAGACAGAAGGACAUUGAGCAUUUCCUGGAAGCAAGCAGGCACAAGUUCAUUGGAUUUACACUGGGGCAGGACACAGAAACCCUAAUUGGGUUACCACGGCCCAUCCAUGAAAGUGUGAAGACUUUAAAGCAGCAUAAAUAUGUCUCUAUCUCGGAUAUACAAAUCAAGAAUGAAGAAGAGCUAGAGAAGUGUCCCAUGUCUUUGGGGGAAGAGGAGGUUCAGGAGACCGCUUGUGAGAUCCUGUAUCAGGCGAUGUUAUACAAUCUUCCCCAGUAUAUGAUCGCUUUGCUGAAGAUCCUCCUGGCUGCAGCUCCCACCUCCAAAGCCAAGACUGACUCUAUCAAUAUCCUGGCAGAUGUGUUGCCCGAGGAGAUGCCAAUUACAGUUCUUCAGAGCAUGAAAUUGGGGAUUGAUGUGAACAGACACAAAGAGAUCAUUGUGAAGAGCAUUUCAGCCUUGCUGCUGCUGCUGUUGAAACAUUUCAAACUGAACCACAUCUACCAGUUUGAGUAUGUGUCCCAGCACUUGGUGUUUGCCAACUGCAUCCCGCUGAUCCUGAAGUUCUUCAACCAGAAUAUCAUGUCCUAUAUCACUGCCAAAAACAGCAUCUCUGUCCUGGAUUAUCCAUACUGUAUUGUCCAUGACCUGCCUGAGCUCACAGCAGAAAGCCUGGAAACUGGAGAUAACAACCAGUUCUGCUGGAGAAACCUGUUUUCCUGCAUUAAUCUGCUGAGGAUCCUCAACAAGUUGACCAAGUGGAAACAUUCUAGGACAAUGAUGCUGGUGGUUUUUAAAUCGGCCCCAAUCCUAAAACGAGCUCUGAAGGUGAAGCAGGCCAUGAUGCAGCUGUAUGUCCUGAAGCUGCUGAAGAUCCAGACCAAAUACCUGGGGCGCCAAUGGAGAAAGAGCAACAUGAAAACCAUGUCUGCCAUUUAUCAGAAAGUGCGACACCGCAUGAACGAUGACUGGGCUUAUGGCAAUGAUAUUGAUGCCAGACCAUGGGAUUUCCAAGCUGAAGAAUGCACGCUAAGAGCCAACAUCGAAGCCUUCAAUAACCGCAGAUACGAUAAACCACAGGUCUCUGAGUUUGCGCCUGUGGACAACUGCUUGCAGAGUGUGCUUGGACAGCGGUUGGAGCUCCCUGAGGAUUUCCAUUACUCCUAUGAACUGUGGCUAGAGAGAGAGGUGUUUUCUCAGCCUAUCCGCUGGGAAGAGUUGCUACACUAUCAGUGAUAAGAGAAUUACCCAAACUAAAUGCUGUCUCCAUAAGGAUACAAGGUGCUACUAUCUGGGAAAGAAGUCACUUUAUGACUGGGGGUCCUUAAGUCUGGGGGCAGAACUUGCUAACAAGGAAGUUGCCUUUUUUAUUUAUCCAGACCCCCGCCUCCCCUCCUCCUGGACACACACGCUGUGGUAUCCUAAAACUUUUAGGGACCUUCCCAUCCCUUCACUUGCACCUUUCAGAGACCAUCAAUAUAAAUGGACCUGCACAGAUCAGGUUCUGAUGUCACACUAGUUACAAUUUAGAGUAGUAACAGUGAUUGUACUGGUGUUCACUCCAGAUUUACACAGGUAUAACAGAGAUCAGAAUCAGGCUUGAGUGACUUGGCUUCUUCUGAGCUUGGUUCACAUGUAUAAGUCAGCUGUGUAAGUAGCUUCCCUGUGGAAGGUUUGUCUUGCCCGGUUGCCCUAUGUAGUGCUUAAUGGUUUCACUUGCUCAUCUUGGCAUCAAUACGUAGAUUAAACACCCUGGUUACUAAUGCCUCUAAAGUUCAAAAGUAAAUAGUAACCAACACUAUGUGAUGACCUCAGUAGAGGCUCAUGGAUAACUGAAGUCUAGAGGUGGAACCGCAGUGCUGCUACUUGUGUUGUACAACCCAUUCUGUGAAAACUUCUGUUUCCAGAACUGCCAAUCUUGCCAGAUUCACCAGGCCUGUUAUUUCCAUACUUUUCUUCAUGACUAUUCUUUUAUCCAUCACUGCAUUCACUUAAUUUUUUGUAAUAAAGUUAAAUGAAUAUUAACUGUAGCUGCCUGACUACAAUAUGUGAGCUGUAAAAGAGUUAGAGUGCCUGGGAGCCUUUCUACUUUAUAUAUGAGUGAGCCCAGAUUGAAAUUACCAUUUUAAACACUAAGGCUUGCCAGGUAAAGCAUUCUUUUUCUCAUCUAUCAUGGGUAUCCAGUUAAUUUUCCAGGAUUUUUCUUUCUUCCAGUACCUUGCAAGGAAGAAACCACAGCAGGGCUAUUUACUGGAAGGCAAUUACUGCAAUCCAGUAGAUUACCAGUUUGCUGGUUUUUUCCAUUUUUGGCCAUGAAGGUGACAGUAAAUGCAAUGUCUUGCCAAAAGUGACCCUUUUGACUUGUGACACAAGAUUUUCUUUUGUUGUGGUGUUCUGGGGGAGCUGGUCUUUGUGCUGUAUCCUAAAGGUGGUAAGUGGAUGGGAUAGCAUUUCAUUGUCAAGAUGAAGCAGAAUAUCAGACUUUGCAGCCUAUAACUUUCAAGAGGAAGCUCAGUCUUCAUGCAUUAUACAUGAUUUCCUCUGCUUGGACAGCUCACGGUUUCAUAGGCUAAAAUCUUCAGGCAGAUUCUACCUCAGCUUAAACCUGUGUUACAGUCUCCCCUCGGCCUGUUAUAACCAUGCAUUUGGGAGUGAAAUCUUUGUCCAGUAUAUUUAAAGUUAAUGGCCACACUACUGAAUGAGCUGGACACUUGGCCUAGGCUUGUAAAAUCCUUGGCAUUUCAAUAAAAGUUUUGCACAAGGGCCACAAGAGGGGCUUUAUAAAAGCAACGUUGAAGUUGUCAUAGCAGCAGUGCCUGGACACUGAGCUUACUCUACAGAGCCCCUAAGUACUGGACAGCAAAGGUCUUAGGUUUAAUCUUUCUGACAACAGUUUUGUCAAAGAAGCAUGGCAUGCACCUGUGUAUUUCAGGCAAAACUUCUUAUAAAUUAGACUGUAAUGCUAGCUGCAUUUCAAGAACACAAGCAAUAAGACCACAUGUAGUAUGAUGGCAUAUCUGUUCACUGCUAUGGAAUUAGCCUAAGAAUGUUUCUUAGUAUGAUUUGAAUAAGGCACUUUUCCAAGAUGGCAGUAGUAAAUCUGUUCACUUCUUAAGCACAUUUUGUGUCCAAAAAUAAAGUGAGUGACUUUUAAA
Gavialis gangeticus (Gharial) is the source of this 4277-nucleotide messenger RNA. It is a transcript of the gene STRIP2, whose product is annotated as striatin interacting protein 2. The record is from RefSeq and is a predicted model, not a curated record. Gene Ontology annotation, cellular component: cytosol. The annotation marks the transcript as partial. The transcript is spliced from 21 exons. Gene Ontology annotation, biological process: cytoskeleton organization. Lineage: Eukaryota; Metazoa; Chordata; Crocodylia; Gavialidae.